AUGUUAGCUGGCUUGGCAGCUAUAGACAGUCGCAUCAAAACUCGCACUGGCCACCUUUGGGAAGAAGUCUUUACCAACGCUGCUCAGCACAACUCUCUUACGACAGUAGCUAUUGGUCCGACUUGGAGAGGUAAUUUGGUUGCAGCUAAUGCUUGGUCUUCGAGCCAUGGGCUGAGCCAUAUUGGAGAUGGGCAACACGUCGGCUUCAUAAACGACUUUUAUGACGAUGAAGGAUGGUGGGCAUCGGCAUGGAUCGCAGUGUACGAUCUAAAUCACGAUUCGAAAUACCUCGAUCAAGCAGUUACCAUCUUCAACGACUUGGACGCAGCCUGGAACAGCACUCCAGUCGGGGGUCUUUGGUGGAACAAGAAGCAUGAAUAUGUCAAUGCGAUCACAAACGAACUUUACUUCUCCAUAGCUGCUCAUUUGGACAACCGUUGUCCUAACGAUCGAGAACGAUACAUCAAUUCCGCACAAGCAGCCUGGCGUUGGCUCUUCUCCAGUGGUAUAUUCACUAGUCAGCGCAACGUCAAGGACGGGCUAGCAGUCGGCAGUAAUCCAGGCGCAACCGAAAUAGUCUGGUCUUACAACCAAGGUGUUGUCCUUUCCGCUCUGACAGAGUUAAGUGCCGCCACAUUUCAAGAUCUUUAUAUUGGCAUUGCGAAGCUCAUAGCAGAUGCAGCUCUUGCAAAUCUGACAUCAGCAGAUGUUAACGAGGAUGCGGUCGCGACGUUGCGAGACCCUUGUGAAGCAGAGAUGUGGUGUGGAAUAGAUGGGGCGACCUUCAAAGGCGUAUUUGCUCGAAACCUGGCUCAUCUUCACUCAGUCUCGCCCGAAGAUAAAUAUGCUGAAUUUCUGCGAAACAACGCAGAUGCACUGUGGACGAGGAGCCGAGAUCAGUACAACCGACUCGGUCUAGUCUGGGGCGGACCUUUCACCGAGCCUGCUGGUGCCAGUAUGCAGUGUAGUGGCAUGGACUUAUUUGUGGGUGCGCUUUCGCAGCUGGGAGAAUGGAACAGUGACACAGAGUCCGCGAAGAGCGGCAUUGGGAAGAGGUCUUUCAACGCCAGGACUGGGAGGUUGACACGCGAAUUUUUUGGACUGUGGUGA
Messenger RNA from Lithohypha guttulata, 1110 nucleotides. RefSeq lists its product as uncharacterized. The transcript is spliced from 2 exons. The record is from RefSeq and is a predicted model, not a curated record. Gene Ontology annotation, biological process: carbohydrate metabolic process. Bases 1 to 1110 code for a protein of 369 amino acids. NCBI's taxonomy places the organism in Eukaryota, Fungi, Ascomycota, Eurotiomycetes, Chaetothyriales, Trichomeriaceae.